UGGUUGGUUGCUGUGGUAACGUCAAAAGAAGUGUACUGGUAGCUUGCUAGCUACAACAAAAGUACAAACAAUCAAAUUACAGUCAGUCAGAUUGAGCGGUUUGACGCCUAUACAAAACACGAGGAUUUUGUGGAGAGGAGGGAAAACCAGUGAAGAGAUGGCGAGCCAGAGGCUACCCUCAGGUAGACCGAUGAGUCGGGGGUCUCUAGUACCAGGGACUGGGAGACUUCCAACCGCCGUCAGACCUCCACCCACAGCCAUUAGAGUCGGAACUGGGAUGGUGCCGGGUACUGGGCGUCCUGGAACCAAAGGAGGAGCCCUAGGGACCUCUGGCGUUCUCUCUGCUCAAAUCAAAGUGGCCGACCGGCCAGUCACCCAGCAGGGCCUGAGCGGCAUGAAGACUGGCAUGAAGGGACCUCAGAGGCAGAUUCUGGAUAAAUCCUACUACCUUGGCCUCCUCAGGAGUAAGAUCAAUGAACUGACGACAGAGACCAGCAAACUGCAGAAGGAGAUCGACAACUUCAAUCAGGAGAACUCUGUUUACCUCUCCUAUGAGAAAAGAGCAGAAGGACUUGCUGGCGAACUGAAGGAUUUACAGGGACAGCUGGCAGAUUACAAUAUGCUAGUUGACAAGUUGAACACCAACACUGAGAUGGAGGAAGUCAUAAAUGACUUCAAUAUGCUGAAAGCACAGAACGACAGAGAGGCUCAAAGCAUGGAUGUCAUAUUCACAGAAAGACGAGAGAAGGAGGAGAUGAUCCGAGCGGUGGAGGAGGACAUGGAGAGGGAGAAGCAGGCUGCUGAUGACAUCAUCAAAAAGAUGUCUCCAGAGAAACAGGACCAGUACGCUGCCCUGAAGGCCAACAACGAGGAGCUGCUACAGGAGCUGGAUGGUCGUCAGGAGGAGCUGGAUGCCCUCAUAACGCGGAAGGAGAUGUUUGAAGCAGAGCUCUAUCACUCCCAGGUGAAACAGGAAGCUGUGUUACUACAUGAGAAGCUUCAGGAGCUGGAGCUGAGGAGGGACGCCAUGGUGGCAGAGGACAAGAGCAUGGGAUCGCCCCAGGAGGAGAGGGACAGGCUGUUUAAACAGGUAAAAGAGGACAACCAAGAAACAGCAAGCAUGGAAAGACAGUUGACUGAGAUGCGUGAGAAGAUGAGCCUGAUCAACGAGGAUAUCCGACAGCUUGACAAUAACAUGGAGGAACACCAAGGUGAACGAAACCAGAAGUACAAAGAACUAAAGAAGAGAGAUGAGACUAUGGACAGUUUUCUGGAUACAUUUGAUGAGACGAAAGCUACAGAGGUGGAGAAGAACCGUCAGACACAGACCACCAUCAUAGCUCUACUGGAACACUCCAGCAGGAACAUGAACCGUAUGCGACAGAUCUCGUCGGUGACGGCCAAUGAGCUCAAGUCCAUGCAGGAAGACCUGAGCUUCAAGGAGACUGAGAUGCACAAGUCCCAGAACACAGCUAAGGGCUUGUCUUCAGAGAACCAUCGUCUGACCCAGGACCUGCAGAAGGUAGAGCAGCUGGAGAGUAAGAUCAACACAGAGCUGACCAGCCUGAAGGACAAGAUAGACAGCAUGACCCAGGAGCUGGAGACGUACGGCAACCUGGAGGCGCUCAAGGCUGCCGGAGAGGACAAGAAGAAGAAACUGCAGGAGGACAGAGUAUCCCUGGCCCAGAGGAGAGACGGCUUUCAGAAGGUCAUGCAGAAGAUGAAUGAGGUGUAUGAAGCUCUGAAGACGCAGCUACAGGAGAAUGAGACACAUGCUCAGCUGACCAAUCUGGAGAGGAAGUGGCAACACCAUGAGCAGAACAACUUUGUCAUGAAAGAGUUCAUCGCCUCUAAGGGUAUGGAGAGUGACUACCGUCCCCUGGUGAAGACUGUCUCCAGGCAGCUGGCAGAGUACAACAAGAUCCUCAUAGACACCCUGCAGGGAACCAGGAACUAGGAACCAGGAACUGACUGAAGGGGACAGGGACGGCUACAGCUUCCUCUCUCUGGAGACGUUCACCAUGUCCCUGGUACACUUCCUGCAUCAACCCCUCUAUCUUACACAUACGUAUG
Molecule: messenger RNA, 2073 nt
Organism: Coregonus clupeaformis (lake whitefish)
Lineage: Eukaryota; Metazoa; Chordata; Actinopteri; Salmoniformes; Salmonidae
Gene: ift74
Product: intraflagellar transport 74
Exons: 21
Coding region: 158-1957 (599 amino acids)
Biological process (GO): cilium assembly; intraciliary transport involved in cilium assembly
Cellular component (GO): centrosome; cilium; intraciliary transport particle B
Molecular function (GO): beta-tubulin binding
Source: RefSeq, a predicted model, not a curated record